Molecule: messenger RNA, 7861 nt
Organism: Astyanax mexicanus (Mexican tetra)
Lineage: Eukaryota; Metazoa; Chordata; Actinopteri; Characiformes; Acestrorhamphidae
Gene: fignl2
Product: fidgetin like 2
Exons: 3
Coding region: 426-2477 (683 amino acids)
Molecular function (GO): ATP hydrolysis activity; microtubule severing ATPase activity; ATP binding
Source: RefSeq, a predicted model, not a curated record
AUCCCUCUCUCUCUGUUCAUCUGCUGGGUAAAGUGAGCAGGUUGUGUGGCUGGAGCUUUGGGCUGCUCUGGAGUUGUAAAUGAUUGAGAAUGUGCACUCUGAGUCCUCCACUCUCUCACUCCUUCACGCUCACUCCUCUCUCUGUGUGUGUGUGUAUGGAGGGAGGUUGUAUCUGGCACUCCCCGGCACUCCUGCAUGCAGGUGUCUCUUUUUUAAAGCCUACAGAAGCUGUGUUUCUGAUGUUUCUGAUGUUUGCGGCAGCAUGCAUGUGUGCAGAAUGGGCUGUUCAAACGCUGUUCUAAGGGAAGGAUCUGGAGCUGUAGUGUCCUCGUGCGAGCACAAGCCAGGGAUGGACUAUAGCCGGACAGACGCUACACUGGGUUUCCCUGCAACGCCGUCACCUUAAACCAGACCAGGUCCGCAGAAUGCUGAGUCCCAUUGUUCCAUAUACAGGCCUAUUGAAGAUGCACUGGAACCCGGAGCAUGCACAGCCCUUGAGCCAAUGGCCUGAGCAGCAUUUGGACGUGUCCUCUACGACCUCCUCCCCGGCCCACAAGUCCGAACUUUACCCUCACCGCGGCCGCGGCUCCUACAGCUACGCCUGGGCCAACGAUGACAUUUCUGCCCUGACUGCCUCCAACCUGCUCAAACGCUAUGCUGAGAAAUACUCUGGCGUUUUGGACUCGCCCUACGAGCGCCCAGCUGUGGGCGCCUACCCUGAGCCCGGGGCCUUCGGAGCCCUCAAUGGGAGCCAGAAGAGCGAACUAGAGCCCUGGCCUCUUACACACAGCACUGAUGGAGCUUACCCUUUAGUACCACCCUCGUCCCAUGACUCCUUGACUGGCCCCAAGGUGGUGGCCACGUCUGCAGGACCGCCUGUCUCGGCGGUCAGCAGCAACUUGUCGGACUCGGGCUACAGCGGGAGCAGCUCCUGCAGCGGCCCAAACUCCAGCGAGUAUCCCCCCAGCUAUAAUGGCACCUACCUCUCCUCAGGCUACUGCCCUCAAGCUGGCUCAGCACUUCCCACAACCCCUCUGCAUGCCCUUCAGUCCGCUCCCACCCUCGUGCCUAGCUAUACACCCUCUGCUCCUGUGUACAACUACCCCCCCAGCACCUACCCACACCAGACUAGCCUCCCUCCAACCUACAGCCACCCCACAGCCCCUUACCUGCCCUCGGGCAUCGCCGCCCCUACCCCAAUCACUUCAAGACCUACAGUGGUGGGGGGCAGCUAUGGUUAUCAGAACAGCGGCCUGGGCAGCUCAGAGCCUGGGGGAUCCCUCAAGAGAAAAGCAUUUGAGAUGGGCCUGGAUGAAGAAGAUGGGGACGGUUCGCGGUACAGAAAGUACGGUUAUGACCCCUUGAAAUCUGGCGGAGAUUCAGCGUACGGUGUUGGUGACAAAGCAGAAUGUCGUGGCAAUGGCUUUGUAGACCCACAAACCCUCAAGCCUAGCAAACCCUCGUCCCAGUCCGGCAUGGGGGGCGACGAGGUAGGCAAGUACAGUGGCUUGAAGCCCCUGAUGUCCCCACCUUAUGGAGCAGCAGGCGAUUACAGUCCUCCUGCAGCAAUGACGGGGGAAAACGGAGGAGUGGAACACAGCUUCUCACACAAACGUCCUGAGCAACUGAAGAGCAUAGACCAGCGCCUCCUGGAGGUGGUCAACAGCGAGCUGCAGGACUGCACCCCUGCCCCGCUGUGGACAGAACUGGCCGGACACGAUCGCGUCAAAGAGGCCCUGGAGGAGGACCUUCUCUGGCCUGUACUGCGCCCUGAUCCUGCUGUGCGCCCACCCAGAACCGUCCUGCUGUUUGGUCCACGUGGAGGUGGCAAGACCACACUGACGCGUUGCAUCGCUUCCCAGCUGGGGGCUGCCUUCUACAGGCUUAGUUGUGCCACACUAGUUUCCAAAUGGAAGGGCGAGGCAGAGCAGCUGCUAGCCACAUUGUUCUCGGUCGCCUCGGCCCGUCAGCCAGCUGUGGUGCUGCUGAGCGAGGUGGAGGCCAUCGAGGAGGAGGACGGGCUCAGGCAGCAGCUGCAGGUCCACCUGGAGAAGACCCACCGUGGCCAGGCCUGCCCACUGCUUCUGGUGUGCUCCACGAGGCGGCCAGACCUGCUAAAGGAGCCGCUCCUGCGCUGCAUGUCCAAGCGCUACCACGUGGGCCUGCCGGACCUGGGCACACGGAGGCAGGUGGUGCUGCAGGCACUGGCACCACAAGGCUGCAGCCUGAGCGAGAGGGAGCUGGCCGUUGUGCUGCAGCGGGCAGAGAACUUCUCCAUGAUGGAGCUGCAGCAGCUCUGCCAGCAGGCCCUGGCAUCAGCCGCCUCGGCCACCGGCCAAAUGCACGGCCUCUCCGCCGGCCUCUCCUCCUCGCCUGCCUUCAAAGACUUCGAGAACGCCUUCUGCAAGGUGCGGCCACACGGCACCCCCAAAGAACCUGACACUUUUAUGGAAUGGAUCAAGAUAAACAGCCACUGAGAGAAAGGUCAGCCACUGGAUCGGGACUGCUACAUCUUGUGUUCGGUGUCGAGGCUUAAAAGCCUCAGAAAAGUUUAGUUGUUUUUUUUCCUUUUCCUUUUUUGUAGCUACUUACUUGCAGCCAAAAAAGUGUUUUUUUUUUUUUUAUUUGUUGGGAGAUGAUGUUUUAUUGGUGCAGAAGCGUUUUUCUUUUUUUUUUUUUGGAUUGAAUGCAAUUUCUUUUCGUUUUGUUUUCUUGGAAACAUGCCGUGGUGUGUUAUUUUUUCUAUAAAUAUACAUAUACUUUAUUUUUUCCCCCAAAGAAAUUAAUAAUAGGCUUUUCUUGGAAAGGGGGCAAUUGUUAGUUGCUUGCUUUUCUGGAUAGGAAAUCUGAAAUAUAUUCUGGAGUUUCACUAGAAAUCCGACUAGCCUUGAUCCUGGAUUGAACCUGGAUAUUUUUUUUUAUUUUGGAGAAAUACCCCUGUUAACUGCAAUUUUCAGAAUCAUAUUUAUUGCCAGUCCACUCCAAUGGCAUUAUAUUGUUUAUUAUUUUAGAGUGACUCAUUUUAAAACGAUCAUUUGGUGAUAAAGGGCUUGGGGUAUAUCGGAGAAAACGUAAUAACGCAUUUGACCAAAAAUGAUCAAAGAAGCACCAUAACUUGUUUUAAAUAUUAUCUGCCCAGGGCAACACUAUCAACAGCGACUUACCAAAAGGCAACCACCGUUAUACAACCUGUUUGAAACCAACAGUAUUCUGUGUGAGAAUGAGAAGGUCGUUGUUAGACCGCGGUCGUAUCGUGUGCACUUUGUCCAAGAGCGGUCUUUUUAAGAACAGUGUAUGCAUAACUACCCAAAUAGUAUUAAGAUAUCAGAGGAAAGAUAAGAGAAGAAGUGAGAGAAAGAGAACGAGAGAGAAAAAGAGAGAUAAAGACUGGACUUUACUGUCUGCACAACAAUCUUCUCUGUACACUGAACAAACCAUCAAAACCAACAAAAAAAAAACGUACAAUAAUACACUUUAGGCAGCAGAAACCUGACCAGAGAUUGUGUUCUGAGGGUAUUAAACCCAUAAACCUCCGGCGCAAGUUUCCUGCAGUUCAUUCCACAUUCCUCAUCCAGUUUUCCCAAAUUUCCUGAGACAGUUGCUUUGGAUUUGGACACAACAGCGAGAAGAAUGGGUUCCUCAGACGUCUAGUGUUCUCUUCUGCUUACUCUUCUGAUUUUGUUUUGUUUUGUUUCUUAGUAUAUGUAGUCUUGUUUGAAAUACUCAGGAAGAAUUUCUUUACCUCAGAAAUGAUAAAGAAUGUAUGUAACCUUAGGGUCUUAGUAGUGAGAAAUGAGGUGUUUUUCAGAGGUGAGAGACAAACCCGCCACAGACCUGUACACACACUGCAGCUGGGGUAUUACCUCAUAGGAGAAACUUGAAAAUGCUACAAAGACUAACAUUGAAUGUAAUUCAGGUAUUUCAGAGGAUGUCUGAUGCCAUAAAAAUCCACAUUUUUGUAAUUCUAUAUAAAUACAUAUUUCCCUCAUCCUUUCCCCCUUUAUUUCUGAUGUAGAUUUCGAUGCAGUGAUGAUUGUCUUCAUGAAAUGUUAUAGUAGAUAAACAGACCAUGCUGCUGGAUUUUGUUGGACAAACUGUUCAGAGAAACACUCAGUUCUAUAAUGAAUACAUGUACUUUGGUGCAUCUUUAAAAACACACGGACUGUGCAGAAUCAUAAGCCAGUACUGCCAGUACCCUGAGUUAGAAUUUAAUAGUAAACAACCCAAAGAUUAAUCAGAGCACAUUUGUAUGCAAUUGGCAGCUAAUCAUGUCUAAUAAUUGAUUGUAAAUGUGUCGCACGUACGCAGACCGCGUACACGCUCAACAUGUAGACAAUCCAGAGGGAGCAGCUUCUACCAAUGUUGAAGUUUCUCAGUGUUCUGCUUUUACUGCAAGACAACAGAUUCAGCAUUUCAUUUAGUUUCACCAACACCACACUUACAGAAUCUCUGCACAGACCCGUCCCACCAAACUACUACAGAAACACCAAAAACUAGAUAUAGGCCCCUUUAAAUGCAUCCAACUUAGCCGAUAAACAUCACUGAAUGACUUAUAACCACAUAUAACCAAAACUUCAGAACAAAUAUAUUUUAUAAUCUAAAUUACUAUCACACAGUUACCAUGAAAUCCAUACCUGCUUAGUAUAUGAUCAUCAUCUGUAUUGCAAAACCUUGUACUUCAAUUCUUUUCACAUUUAAAUCUGCCAGUUAUUCUUAACUUUGUGUCAUGGAUGAAAAAAAUGUUUUGACCAGUAAUGUUUUUAUUUUGGACCAUAUAUUAUCCCAGAAAUGAGUAUAAUAAGUAACAAUAAGUAAUAUUUUUGUGCUUUUAAGAUCAUUUUAUGCCACUGAUAUAAUACCAUAAUAAUGCAGUUACACCCUUUUAAAGAGCAAUGACCCUUUAGGUAAUAAAAAACCCAUUUUUAGCUAUUUAAAAUGCCUGUCAAAAGUUUUUUCUUUAUAUACAAGUAAACAGUUAAAGUCCUAAUGUCAGUUUCUUAUCACCACCACUAAAAUAUAUUCUGAGUAGAUAUAUUUCUCUAGAACAUUGCUUUUCUUUUCACAUCAAUCCAUAUUUUUUAUCACAUCAACCACAUUUGUUAUUGCUACCACACGUUAUUAUUAAUAUAAACCAACAGUUGUUCUCUCUCUCUCUAUAUAUAUAUAUAUAUAUAUAUAUAUAUUUACCUAUUUAAGGUUUUCUCGUGAUAGUAACAAUUCAACACCUUUUCCACUAAAACAGCAUUAUGUAUUAAUUAUAUGUAAAAGUAUGUAAACUGAAUAAUUUAAGGGUCUUUAAAUCCCACCGUUCUGAUUCUGUUCUGACAUUUUCUGACAUUUCUGACAAGAUUUAUUUCACAAAUUCAGAUAUAUUAAAUCAGAUUACUUAUUGUAUUACAAAAUAUCACAAAAUAUAGUAAAUUGUAAACUUUAUUUAAUUUUCAUGUGAUAAUCAUGCAUAUCAUGUUACCACCCUUUAAACCCUUCUAAAGGCCUGUCCAUGAGCCCAUGUUUAAAAUUACCUGGAUAAUUAGUAACAAAAUAUAAUAGAUAAUAGAUAAUAGAUAUUUAAAAGAUAUAAAAACUCAUUAAUAAUGGUUCAAAAGGUCAGCACUAAUAAUAAAAAAGGUGAGUAAAAGUUGUGAAGGUCUGAAUGCAGUAGCUGGAGAGCUGUAGGCCGUGUAUGGGCUUGUUUGGGUUGGGCCGUGUGUUGGCUUGUUUGAAUGGCCUGUAGUGUGAUGUAAUAGCGCCGGCCCCUCCCCCUCCCCCACCGCAGGCCUGGUCCGGCCCUGUGUGGUCAUGUGGCUCACUGUGCUCCCCUCCCCCACCUCCUCCACAUCACCACUGCCGUUUGGAGUGGCCAUAUUCUCCCUGAUGUCCAGUAACCCUAUAGCACCAUAUGACCCUGCAGGCCCAGUUGGUGGCUUCAGUCAUCGGCGUACGGGCGGGUCAAUAGCGCGGGUACUUGAUCUGUGCUGGAGUGAAGAAAAACUACAAAACCCAGUCGACUCGUCCUCUCACUCCACACACUUUAGAAUUAUUGAUCCGGUGGAGAGACCACUGCUUUCUACUGGUCUCAGUACAGACAUAGAGAGAUCUGUUCUUUCUGCUUAAUACAGUUACAAACGAGAUAAAAAGACUAAAUAUUGGCGCAAAAACGAUUCACAGCGUUCACUGGCAGUCAGAAAGAAUUGCUCAGAUGUUGUUACAUCAUUGAUACACAUUAGAUACACACUAGAUAUCGAAAAAUCGAAUGAAAAUGGACAAAUGUAUGUGCUUUAUUGUAUUAUUUUUAUUAGGAUUAGUUUUACAUGGAUGAGAUGGGGGGUUAUUAUUAUCAGUGUCUCAGUGAUUUUAGCCCCAUCUGAAAACACCAUGUUAGUUAUGUAACAAAUUACAUACAAAACAAAGGUAUCUAACAGGUAUCAGAUCAUUUUUAUUAUAACUGUUUUGUUUGGGGGGGGGUUGGGGGUGCUGUAUAAUAAUAAUAAUAAUAAUAAUAAUAAUUGCAAUUCGCUUACAAACAAUAUUAUUGUCAUUUUGGGACUAUUUUACUAUUUUAUGUCAAUGAUAACAUACAGCUAUGGAAAAAUUUAAGAAACCACUUUAUUUGUUUGCUAUUUAUAGGUAUAUGUUUAAAUAAAAGAAAUAUUGUUGUUUUAUUGUAUAAACUACAAACAACAUUUCUCCCAAAUUCCAAAUAAGAAUAUUGUCAUUUAGAGGAUUUAUUUGCAGAAAAUGAGAAAUGGUUGAAAUAAUGAAAAAAAAAUAAAGAUGCAGAGCUUUCAGACCUCAAAUAAUGCAAAGAAAACAAGUUCAUAUUCAUUAAGUCAUAAAGAGUUCAGAAAUCAAUAUUUGGUGGAAUAACCCUGGUUUUUAAUCACAGUUGUCAUGCAUCUUGGCAUGUUCUCCUCCACCAGUCUUACACACUGCUUUUGGAUAACUUUAUGCCUUUACUCCUGGUGCAAAAAUUCAAGCAGUUCAGCUUGGUUUUAAAUUUGGUAAAGUCUAAGAAACUCAUCAUCUUUAAGUGUCUCUUAUUUUUUUUCCAGAGCUGUAUAAGUUAUAUAUAAUAGACUGCAGUUACACCUUUUUAAAUCACGUAGCAUUAUGAUUUUAAAUAUUAAUAAUAUAACAAUAAUAAAAAUUGCUUUUUUAAAACAGAUACAAAACAUACAGGAUCGUUUAGAUAAUGGGCUCUUCUCACAAUGUACAAAUUAAACACAGUGGCUUAUAUUGAAGUGACAAUAAUAUUGAAGUGUUUCCAGUCAGUGGCAAACCAAAAAGUGGUUAAAUCAAAAAAGUUGAACCAAAGGUCUGGCGGCUUUAGGCAAGUCGUUUUACGAACAUUCAUUCAGCUGCAAAAUUCUCAAACUAAAAUGUCAUUACUGCUGUUUUGUGGUUAUAGGGUUAGCUCAUCAUCACAUGUUUAGGACAUUUUAGGGCUUUAGAUGUUGCAUAGUUUAUAGAUCAUGCCAAUAUAAUCCAAAAUAAGAGUUCAACCUUUUUACACACCUUCCAACGUAAAUAUAUAUAUAUAUAUAUAUUUGUUUGACUGCCAUAGUAUACAGGCCUAACUAAUGAUCUAAUGAACAGUUUGUCCAACACAUCCAGCACAUCCUAGCUGUUUUUAAUCCAUUAGUACAGUAACUUUGUUCUUGGUUCUUGUUCUUGUACAUUUUCUGUAACCAUUUCUACCUCAUUUUUUUGUGACAUAUUGUACAUGAAAGUAUUUAUUUCAUGUCUUUUUUGAUGUCUGUUUUAAAAAAUGAUAAUGUUCUUGAACUGUAAUGGUCUACCUCAGAAAAGACUGUAUUUUAAGAGAAAAGUAUCACACAAUAUUAAAGAGAAUAUGUCAACA